UGCAGUGGACUCUCUACAUCCUGAUGUCUCUAGCAAGUGUACACAGCUCAGCUCGCGGCUGGUUCACCUUCUUCUCGGAACCCAUGUCGUGGAACGAAGCCUUCACCGUGUGUUCAGACCGAGGGGAACGUCUACUCCACAUCAACAAUGCUGAUAAAUACAGCGAUGUGACGGACAUGAUAAACGAGCUCACUGAUCAAGGUUAUUUGACGGGUCCCCUGUGGUUAGGUGCCUAUAGAACAUCAGGAUCCACUCCGACCACCAUGUGGACAGACUGUAGCCUCGCUCAACUCACGCCCUGGCAAAAUGCGACUUAUAGCGCAGACAAGUUGUGUGCAGAGGUGCAUGGUGAUACCUUCGCAUGGCAAAAGUGUAACGUGCUUCAUCAGUUCAUCUGUGAAGGGCAUAUUGAUCAAUGUCGGUAUGAGAAAACCAGUGGUCAUGACCUGGCGUCCGGCAAAGGUCACUCCGGGACGAGGGUCAGCAGUGCCGUAUGUGGCAGCUACUGUAUGACGUAUGAAUUGCACACUGCGCACUUUGACCUCAUCUGUGCAGCCUACAGCUUUAACAACGUGACACGCGAGUGCUUCGUUAACAUGAAGCCGAGCCUGUACGAACCUGACAAGUCUCCUUCCUUCGCAGCCAACACGGACAUGGAGGUGAACGUCAAACGAUGCUUCAGUUUGAACAUUUCCUCAUCAUCCGCUGGUCGGCCCGAUUCUCGAUUGAAGCCAGAAAAUCCAUGCACUAGUGACCAGGUGUUCUUCUCUGCCACCUCUACCACCAUCUUCAGCAACGUCACGCCAUUGACGCACAGCACUGCGGUACAGUCGUCAACGACCAAUGCCCAUAGUAGUAUGUUGGACACGCCUAGUUUCGACUUCAGCGCCAUGGCGACGGUUGGAGUGAGUGACCACAUUCCCACUGCUGUCUCUGUGGUCGGAACCACCCUCCAAGGAUUGAUCACUGUACUUAAUGUAGAUAAUAGUAAUGUAAGGUCACACGUAUCAGAAUCUUCAGACAUUUCCCCGAGCUUCAACCUUGUGUUUCCAAGUGACAACUAUGCAAGCACACUCUACUCAAGCACAUCGCACAUAUGGAUGACGAGCAGCAGAUCCCCACCGCUGUCGUUCCCGCCUCCCAAUACCGCAACUGAACACGUAACUGGCACGCUUUCCCUAUCAGAAAAAAUGACACAGGGAACCACUAAAUUACCUCCCUUGUCGCAGGGGGACCCCAAACUGAUCAGUUCAGCUUACUCUCAACAAGAUGUUAUCACACACGGCCUAGUGGCAACGACUACUACAUCCGGGGCGUUCAGCGAUGUCCCAAACAAUCCAUCAGGCACCAUGUUGUGUACAUGCCACUGUCGGCCGUCUAACAUAACAGAGGAGCGCCUACGGUCAAUCAAGCAACACCUAGCUGUGGAUAGAGCCAACCUCUCGACCACCAGGCGCCGGAUGAUGUCUGCCCCUGACCACCGGAAGUCUGUGACAGCCGUGGGGAGUAUCAGCGUGGGUGUGCUCUGUGUCCUGCUGCUGGUGCUCCUGGCGCUUGACGUGGAUCAGGUAUUACGACUGGUUACCUGGUGUCACUACGCCACCCCAGGUACUGAAACCGGGACAUGUGUGGGUAGUGGCCAGACAGCAAGUUCACCAGUCAGAGAGGGGAGGGAACAUAUGCUGUGAAUCAGCACUUAACAUUACUUUAAAGGCAAGAUGUUUUAUGAUUACAACUUCUUCAUACUGUUAUGAUGCGACGUUUCAGUUCAGAUCCUUUUUCCGUUGUCAAGCAAGAGUGAAGUAAGUCAGCACAGAACAGAUUAUAUGCAUCUAAUAUGGAUUAACAAAAUGAGGAAAUACAUGACUUGGAUUACCAACAACAGCAAAGGAUAAUACUUGAUUGACAUAGUAACAACAGAAAGAAGAAAAUGGCUGAUUGAUAACAGAAGACGCCAACAGAAGGCGUACAAAUAUACAGUGCGCAGCGUAAUUUGUUCUUUGAUCAUGACAGUAAAUGAAACAGGAUGA
Molecule: messenger RNA, 2030 nt
Organism: Haliotis rufescens (red abalone)
Lineage: Eukaryota; Metazoa; Mollusca; Gastropoda; Lepetellida; Haliotidae
Exons: 6
Coding region: 24-1688 (554 amino acids)
Source: RefSeq, a predicted model, not a curated record